AUGAGCCCCUCUCACGUCUCCAACACUGCCCAAAGCCCUGUGCCUGUUGCCAUUGCUCCCAGAACUCUGGCCAAGGAGUCUGCCUCGGCCGACGGCUGCAAAGCCCUCUCCAUCGCUCCUUCCUCUGCUUCCUCUGCUGCCAACCAGAACUUGCCUAACAACCCAACUCUCAAUCCAAAGGCCUUUCCCAGUGCCAAAAUACUGCCCAUCUCCAACAAAGCCUCCUAUGCUUCUUCUGUGGCAUCGUCCUCCUCUUCUUCCAACAACAGCUCCCAUUUGACCAGCUCCUCCAGCAAGAAUAUCACUUCUUCCACAUCUGCCUCGACCUCUCACUCGAUUUCGAAUCCCACCAUCACCACUACAACCACCAACACCAUCACUUCGUCCAGCUCAAAUUCAAAAACAAUCAUUUCAACUAUCAAAAAGUCUCCACUAGCUUCAAAUUCGAAUCUAACUUCAAAUUCAAAUUCCAACUCAAAUUCCAACUCAAAUGUUGCUGCAAAUAACAAUACCAAUAAUCUUCAUAAUAACGGUUUCUUUUUGAAACCUCAAACCUCGACCAUCAUUUUAAAUAAUAAAAUCAAUACCUACAAUACCAGCAGUGCAACCAACGAAAACAUCAAAAACUACAAGGCUAUCUUGGAAAGAUUGAAAAGAGAAAAAGAAUUAUUGGAUAACAGAUCAAAUAAUACUCACAACCAGAAUAUUGUCAGGAACAAUCUCAUCAACAACAAUACAAAUACCAAUAACACUAAUACCAAUAUCAAUACCAACAAUAACAAUAACAAUAACAAUAACAAUAACAAUAAUCACAACAGUACUAAUACUAUUAACAACUACAAAAACAACCACAAUAACUAUACUACCUUCAACGACUCAAAUUCUAACCUUAACAAUUCAAACAACAAUAACAACAUCAACUCGAAUUUUUCCGUUAAUAACUCUCUAUCUAAUAAUAACCUUUUGAAUAAGAACUCAAAUUAUUCGUCAAUCAAACCAAAACCAAUUUCUUCAAUUCCUCCUAACAAUCACUCUACCUCUUCAAUAACUGCCAAUAUUUUAGCUAAAUCUUCCUCUUUAUUGCAAAAACAACAAUUAUCAAACCAAAAUCACCACAAUCUUUUAAAAAAAUCCCUUAUUUCAAACACAACCUAUACAACAACUUUACCUUCUUACAUUAACAACAAUAACAAUAAUAACAAUAAUAACAAUAAUAAUAAUAGCAUCAACAAAAAUAUAAACAUGAACAUAAAUAUGAACAUGAAUAUGAAUACAAACAAAAACUUACAUCCCAAACCUAUCCCAAUUAAACCAAAAUCAAUCUCUCCCAAACCAAUCGCUCCUAGGCCUGUUUCUAUUCAAAUGAAACCUACAACUCAGUCUCAAAUUCAAUCAUUACACCAAAACAUUAUCUCAAACAGACCAAUAAAUAAUAAUAUCAAUAAUAAUAUAAAUAAUAUUAACAACAUCAAUACUCAGUUUAAUAACCAAAAUAAUAAUAACAUUUCGAACAAUAUUAAUUCAAAUUUUAAUUCCAACAUGAUUAACCCCCAACCAAAUAACAAUAAUAAUAAUAAUAAUAACAAUAAUAACAAUAAUAAUAAUAAUAAUAGUAAUAAUAGUAAUAAUAGUAAUAGUAAUAAUAAUAGCUUUGCAAACAACAGCAAUAACAAUAAUAACAAUAACAGCAAUAACGGUAACAACAACAACAACAAUAAUAAUAAUAAUGUUUUGAAUAAAACCUCACCACCUUACUCGAAAAACUCACCAUCUGAUUCUAGACUCUCAAACAAAAUUAAACAACCAGACUUGAGUUCCCUUUCUGCAAAAGCCGCAAAAGAAGCUGCCAUGAAACAUCAAGAAGAAUUAAAAGUAGUUUUAAAAAAUACUGCCCAAGAAAAUGAAAAAUUAAGAAUUAUUAUCGAACAACUUCGAAAUGAAAUCUCUUAUUUAAAAUUAAUUAAAAAUGAUUCAACAAUGAAAAAAGCAAUGACAACAAAAACAAUAGACCCGAAAAGUUUAAGUAACAAUAGUGAUAUCACUCCUACUAAUAACAUUAACAGCAAUAACAAUAACAACAACAACAACAACAACAACAACAACAAUAAUAAUAAUAAUAAUAAUAAUAAUAAUAAUAAUAAUAAUAAUAAUCAUAUGAAUAACAAUCACAUAAAUAAUGAUAUGAAUAUUUCUAAUACCACAAGUAUUAGCAGCAAUAACCUUAAACCUCAAGUCAAUAUUCAACCCAAAGUCAAAAGACAACAUACCGAAAAGAAACAGAAAAAAUCAACGGCAAAGAAAAAAACAACAAAAAAGAAAGAUACUGCUUCUACUUCCUCUACUUUUAUUAAACAGGAAUCCCCAGAAACUCACAAUUUAGGGAUUUCAGCUCCUCCAAUGGACAAUAUAGAACAAUUAUUAUAUGAAUCAUUAACAUCUGUUGACAUGAAUGAUUCUCCUCUUUUACAAUCUAUUCAGAUGUCAAAUUCUGUUUCAGAAUAUAGCAUGACUAGUUCAGCUGCUAGUCCCCCAUCAAUGAUGCUAACGCCAUCAAUAGACCCAUCCAACUUAUCUACAGUUUCAAAUAGAUCAACUAGAAAAUAUAAAAAUAUUGUUCCUAGAACAAGAACAAGACAAAGCAACUCUAUCUCUAAUUCGAUUUCCAAUUCGAUUUCCAGUUUAAACCCUAGUUCUCUAUCUUUUUAUAAUAAAACUAAUUUUUUCACUCCUGGAUUAGAAAGAUCUCAAUCUACUAUUGUUCCCAAAUCAGAUAUUAAAACAGAUUCAUCAUCUCUAAAUUUGAUGGAUUCUAAUUUGGAUUCCAAUCUAGAUUCCAAUUUGAGUUCUAAUUUAGAUUUGAAUAUCGAUUUAGAUGAUAUCAUUAGAAAUUCUCAUAAAUAUAGCAACAGUUUAGAUAUUUCCAAUCCAAAUCAUAAUGACGAUGAUUCAGCAAGUCAGUUUUCCGUUACAAAACCUAUAGUAAGUGAUUUAAAAUCAUUGAAACUAGACAGGGUAUUGGCAUCUCCAACAUUUUUAAAUAAUGAAACAGAUAGCUCUAAAUCAAACUCUCAAUCUAAUAGAUCUAUUUUUCUAAAUAAAAACUUUAAUAAUAGUUACAACUCUAUAAAAAAGCCCUUUGAACCUUGCGGGUUCUGCUCUAAUGGGAGCCAUUGUUUAUGUGCUGAAGCUGCUUCUGAGUUGAUGGCUAGUAAUAAAGUGAUAAAUGAAAUUAAUAAUAAAAGCAUACCCUCAAAAUUUAUAAGUACUAAAUUUGACAAUAUUCCUAAAUUCAAAAACAAUGAUUUUGAAAAGCAUAUUGAAAUCAAAAUUGAAAAGGAUUUAGAACCUGAGCCCGACUUUUCAAGUUUUUUAGUGAGUGAAAGUAAUAGCAAUUCUAAUAGUAAAAUCAAUAUUAAGAAUGAAUUUGCAGAUGAUUUGGAUUUAAACAUUUUAAUAGAUAAUGAUUUAAAUCUGAACUUUGAUAACAAGGGAAUUUAUAAUAAAAAAAGUGAUAACAAUAGUGGGUUUUUUAACAGGUUUACAAAUUCAAAAAGUAAUGAUGAUUUAGAUCUAUCAAUGUUCAUCAAACAGGAUGAUGAUAUGUUUCUGUAA
Molecule: messenger RNA, 3612 nt
Organism: Ascoidea rubescens DSM 1968
Lineage: Eukaryota; Fungi; Ascomycota; Saccharomycetes; Ascoideales; Ascoideaceae
Exons: 1
Coding region: 1-3612 (1203 amino acids)
Source: RefSeq, a predicted model, not a curated record